Messenger RNA from Trichomonas vaginalis G3, 1305 nucleotides. RefSeq lists its product as uncharacterized. The coding region runs from base 1 to 1305 and encodes 434 amino acids. The transcript has a single exon. The record is from RefSeq and is a predicted model, not a curated record. NCBI's taxonomy places the organism in Eukaryota, Parabasalia, Trichomonadida, Trichomonadidae.
AUGUUUGCUUUAUUAGUAAUUCAAGUAUUGUCUGAAAUAAGACCUAUUUAUGGAUGUGAAACUGAUAAUACUAUUACUGUUGGUCCUACAGAGAUGGUUACCGAACACAUUUAUGCUGAUUCUUCUCUGUGUAUUGAUGGAUCAGUUUUUAUUCAAUCUGAUGAACCCUAUCAUGUUAUUUAUAGGUUCGAUGUUGAACGAAAUGGUCAAACUACUAUUGGAAGAGAAGUACAUGCCGAAAACCCCAUAUUGAUAGGCUCUAUAGCAAGAAAAACAAAAAUUAAAAUUAUACCUAUCCAAAACAGACCCAUGAGAAUUUCGCUCAUUGGUGUUUACGUUUCGCAUUCAGUUAAUUCAAAGAAUUUUUAUGGAGUUUUUUCCACAAUGAAAAAUUUCAGUAAGAAAACUACAAUUGAUCCAGAUCAUACAGUAACAAUUGUUGCUGUUAAUGAAUAUCCAUUAAAGUUUACUAUUAAAAAGGACAAGAGCCUUACAAGAGUGCUUGUAAAUGGAUAUGAAUCAUCAUCAAGUGGAAAUAGAAUUUGUGUAGUUGCUACUUCAAAUGAUCAAUCCAAUGAAGUAGUUGAAAUUAAGUGCCAAAAUGAUGAAGAGCCAACACCAGGAUUUAGAAAUCCAUUUGGAGAAGAUCUUUUCUACAUUCUUCCUGAAGAAGGUGCCUAUGUUCUUAGCCAAAUUAAGUCAUAUACAGAUUAUCAUAAGGAUAUUUUCACCGAUAUUCAGUCAGGUGGCGAAGAUCCUGAUCCGCAAGAUCCCGAUCCACAAGAACCUGAUCCACAAAAUCCUGAUCCACAAGAACCUGAUCCACAAAAUCCCGAUAAGGAAAUUAUAAAUGAAGAAUUGAAUACUAAAUACAAAGCGAAAUGCCAGUCCCAGGAAAAGUCAAUGAUAGUUGGUGAGGAACAUCCGCAAAGUGUCAUUGUUUCACUUAAAGCUGGUGAGUAUAAAUGCAUUUCAGGAGGCUUUGUAUUUGCUUCAAAGGAUCAAUAUAAGUUGGAAGUUUACAAUUUAUCAACGAAAGAUAAAGAGCCGACAGAAUUUUCUAACCCAUUCAGUAUCUUUGGAGGAGCACCAUUAUCUAUUCUUAAAUGUGGAGAUGCACAAAAAGAGUGUAAAGUUCAUUUGAUAACAAUGAAAAAACCUGAUUUCAACGGCACAGUAAGAUCAUUUUUCACAACGAAGAAUAAAUUACAACAUGAUUAUGAAGUUAAAACAUCAGGUGAAGUAGUUAUGUGGACAGCACAUAGGACGGAAAAUAUAAAGUUUUUCGUUGGAAGAUUCGAAUGA